AUGGGCGUUCAUUGUGCGAUCAUUGGUUGUUCCAAUGAGAGUGGGCGGUGUAAGGCAUCUUUCUUUCGUCUGCCAGCCAUAAUAACAAACCAGGGUGAGAAAACUGAGGAGCUUUCAACAAAGAGACGCACACUUUGGCUGUCGAGGAUCAGCAGGGCAGACCUUACCCCGAAAUCAUACCCUUACGUAAGGGUGUGCUCUGAGCAUUUUGAAAAAGGUAAGCCAUCGCCUCUGUACCCGGAAGAUGGUUUAGACUGGGCACCUUCCCUGAAGCUUGGUCACCAAAAAGUCACCAGUCUUGCUAUACAGACCCCCCUUCGUGGUAACAGAAUGAAACAAAGAGAGGAAAAGAAGAAGAGUGUUGAGGCUGCCCAUUCACUCCUUGAACUUUUCAACCAGAGUCGACAAGACGAAGUACCAAAACUGGACGACCCUGAGCCAGAUCAUGAGGUAACUUGCGAGUCAGCUGAUGAUGAUUAUGUCAAUGCCCAACAUGUGCAGACAGAACUGUCUUCUGAUUCUAUAAGUGCACUUGAAAGUGAUUACAACAGAUUAACUGUGGAGAACAUUGAACUCAGACAGAAACUAGCUAGCAUGACAAUCAGUGAAGAAGGUUUGAAGGAUAAUGAUGACAAAGUUAAACUGUUGACUGGAUUUGCCUCAUAUCACAUUCUGAUGACUGUAUUCAGUUUCUUGGAACCAUCACUUCAUGUUACCCACAGUAGUGCACUGACCAAGUUCCAGCAAAUGAUGGUGGUGCUUAUCAGACUAAAGUUAGCCUUUCCAUGCCUGUAUCUAGCUGACAUUUUUCAAGUUGCCCCUAGUACUAUAAGCAAAGUGUUUUUGAAUUGCUUAAAUGUGAUGUUUGUGAAACUUAAACCACUAGUCUAUUGGCCUCAGAGGGAAGAAAUACAAUUAACAAUGCCGAUGGAGUUUAGGAAGCACUUUGGACUUCGUGUAGCAGCAAUUAUUGACUGCUUUGAAAUAUUCAUUGAGAGACCAUCUGGAUUAAAGGCGCGUGCGGAAACAUGGUCCAACUACAAACACCACAACACGGCCAAGUACCUGAUUGCCAUAACGCCACAGGGAAAUAUUAGCUUCAUCAGUGAUGGAUAUGGAGGAAGGGCUUCAGACAAAAUUAUAACCAACACCAGUGGUUUCCUGGAGAAACUUUUGCACGGAGAUAUCAUAUUAGCAGACAGAGGUUUUGAUAUUGCGGAGAGUAUUGCACAGGCCGGCUGUGAAUUGAAGAUCCCUGCAUUUACCAAAGGAAAACCACAACUAUCAGCCUUAGAUGUUGAAAACACUAGAAAACUGGCACAUGUAAGGAUCCAUGUCGAGCGUGUGAUAGGACUUCUCCGUAAUAAAUUUGAAAUACUCCACAAAACCAUUCCGAUUGACUUCCUAGCAUCAACAGACAAUUAA
Messenger RNA from Ylistrum balloti, 1425 nucleotides. RefSeq lists its product as uncharacterized. The transcript has 2 exons. Bases 1 to 1425 code for a protein of 474 amino acids. NCBI's taxonomy places the organism in Eukaryota, Metazoa, Mollusca, Bivalvia, Pectinida, Pectinidae. The record is from RefSeq and is a predicted model, not a curated record.